Monomorium pharaonis (pharaoh ant) is the source of this 3620-nucleotide messenger RNA. RefSeq names its product AP-3 complex subunit beta-1 (gene rb). The transcript has 10 exons. Gene Ontology annotation, biological process: intracellular protein transport; vesicle-mediated transport. Bases 186 to 3338 code for a protein of 1050 amino acids. Gene Ontology annotation, cellular component: membrane coat; AP-3 adaptor complex. NCBI's taxonomy places the organism in Eukaryota, Metazoa, Arthropoda, Insecta, Hymenoptera, Formicidae. The record is from RefSeq and is a predicted model, not a curated record.
UGCUGUGAAUCCGUGAUGUGGAAGUGCAAAACAAUAUGGCCGCUCGCUGAGGUGCACGGUUGUCAAAAAUUUGAGAACGGUUGUUUUGAAACGCGUGAAUCACUUGAAGAUACUUGAACUUUUUUCCCUCCCCUCCUCUGUUCUGAAGAGAGUUAUCGUUAUCCCGCCUAAGAUAGAGCGAAAUAAUGUUGACGGCAGCAGCGAGCAUAUCCAACAAUGGCUCCUACAGUGUCGAAAGGCCGCCUACCCCAGACGGGGAUCUUUUCGAUACGAUGGAAAUUCCUUCCUUCAUGAGUGGCUUAUUUCACCCCGAAUACAAGAAACAUGACGAUCUUAAGGAGAUGCUGGAUAGCAACAAGGAUGGACUUAAAUUGGAAGCCAUGAAACGUAUAAUUGGGAUGGUGGCCAAAGGAAAAGAUGCAUCAGAUAUGUUUCCAGCUGUUGUAAAAAAUGUAGUAUCCAAGAACAUUGAAGUAAAGAAGUUAGUAUAUGUUUAUCUAGUUCGUUAUGCAGAGGAUCAACAAGAUCUGGCACUUUUGUCUAUAUCGACGUUUCAACGAGCUCUAAAAGAUCCCAAUCAGCUGAUACGAGCGAGCGCUCUCAGGGUGCUGUCCAGUAUACGGGUCUCCAUGAUAGUACCUAUUGUGAUGCUGGCCAUCAAAGACUCGGCCAGCGAUAUGUCGCCGUACGUGAGAAAGACUGCGGCUCAUGCCAUCCCUAAAUUGUAUUCAUUGGAUCAAGAGCAGAAAGAGGAGUUGAUAAGCGUACUAGAGAAAUUACUGUCUGACAAAACCACCCUUGUGGUAGGUUCAGCAGUAAUGGCAUUUGAGGAGGUGUGUCCUGAGCGAAUAGAUCUUAUCCAUAAGAAUUACAGAAAAUUAUGCAAUUUAUUGGUGGAUGUCGACGAGUGGGGUCAAGUGGUUAUUGUUAACAUGCUCACCAGAUAUGCUAGAACGCAAUUUGUUAAUCCAAAUACAGAUAACGUAGAAGAAGACGAAAAUCGGCCGUUUUACGACUCUGAUUCUGAUUCUUCCAGUACAAAGAAACCAAAAUUCAUGUUAGAUCCUGAUCAUCGUUUGUUGUUAAGGAACACAAAACCCUUGCUGCAAAGUCGAAACGCAUCCGUGGUAAUGGCGGUCGCUCAAUUAUACCAUCAUGCAGCACCUAGAAGUGAAGUUAUGACCGCUGCAAAGGCACUAAUAAGAUUACUGAGAGGCCAUAGAGAAGUACAAAGUAUUGUGCUUCAUUGUAUCGCUAGCAUAUCAAUUACAAGAAAAGGAAUGUUUGAACCUUUCUUGAAGUCAUUCUUUGUGCGGACUUCUGAUCCUACUCACAUAAAGCUAUUAAAACUCGACAUAUUGACAAAUUUGGUGACUGAAACCAGCAUUAGUGUAAUACUGAGAGAAUUUCAGACAUACAUUUCUAGUAGUGAUAAGGAAUUUGUCGGCGCCAGCAUUCAGGCAAUCGGCAGAUGUGCAAGUAAUAUCAAGGAGGUGACCGACAUGUGUCUUAAUGGACUGGUAUCGUUGUUGAGCAAUAGAGAUGAGGCUAUUGUAGCAGAAAGUGUUGUAGUAAUUAAAAAGCUCCUACAAACGCAACCAAAUGAGCAUAAAGACAUUAUUGCUCAUAUGGCUAAGCUAAUGGAUUUCAUAACAGUGCCGCAAGCCAGAGCCUCUAUUCUGUGGCUUCUAGGCGAAUACUCCGACAGAGUUCCGAAGAUAGCGCCAGACGUGCUCCGAAAAAUGGCAAAGAGUUUCGUGAACGAACAGGAUAUAGUGAAGCUGCAAACCUUAAACCUGUCUGUGAAAUUAUGCUUGAACAAUCCCUCGCAGACAAAGCCGUUUUGUCAAUAUGUCUUCCAACUUGCCAAAUACGAUCAGAAUUAUGACAUCAGAGAUCGUGCGCGUUUUCUACGGCAUUUCAUUUUCGAGGAGGAAGGUGACGUGAAGAUGCUUCCACAGUUUGCAAAGAGAGUUUUCCUCGCACCGAAACCGGCACCGACUUUAACGUCCAGGUUCAAAGAGUCGGAAUAUCAGUUGGGCACUCUCUCUCAUUAUCUGGACAUGCCGUGCGUGUGGUAUCGGCCUUUACCGCCUUUCCCAGAAGUUACGCAAGAUCCGUCCGUGCGAGACGUCUUACCGCCUGCGCAAGAGCUUAAAGUAGAGCGCCAUAAUAGGAAAGAAAAGGAGAAAAAGAAGAAGGAAAAAGAAAAAUCAUUUUACAGUGAUGAGGAGAGUACUCCUGCCGAAGAUUCGGACAAUCAAUCAUCUGAUUCGUCAUCCAGCGAAUCUUCAGACGAAGAUAGCGAUUCAUCGGAGUAUACAAGUGAAUCUGAUAAAUCCGAAACGAACAGUGGAAAGAAAAAUGAAACCAAAUCCGAUGAUUCCGAAAGCGAAUCGUCGAGUGAUGAAGAGUCAGAUACUGAAGAUGAAGAAGAUGAUGAAGAAGAGAGCGAGGCUCAAGAGAACGAAGAAGAGAAACUGAAAGUUGUCAAGCAAGAAGUAAAAGAAAAACCAAAAAGCAACUUUGAUUUACUAUUAGACCUGGAUGAUGUUGUUCCAAUGACGCCUGUGAUGACGCCUAGUUUGGGUGGUUUUCUUACUCCAGUUAAUUCAACAAUCACGGAUAAUGUUCGUGAAGUAUCGACGUCGUAUGUUCCGUUAAAAAAGGCUACUUUGCUGAAUAGUAUCACAGGACAUGGUUUAAAAAUUGAGUACAGAUUUACGAGAUCGCAGCAUUUAGUUAGCUCAAAUUUGGUUAAUAUCGAAUUAACAUUUUCUAAUGAAAACAACGAUGUUAUUAAGGAAAUUCAAAUAGGAAACAAAAAUUUGCAAAAGGGUAUGUUUAUACAUGAUUUUACGCUAAUAUCGUCUCUUGAUGCAAACGCUACCUUAACUUCGACGCUAGGCGUUAAUUUUAAUGACUCCACUCAACCGGCCAACUUCAACAUUGACUUCACAAUUAAUGACGAGAAAUAUUCGUGUCCGGUCAGUAUCAAACCACCAAUUGGAGAGAUAAUAAGAUCUGUGACUUUGCCUGAAAACAUGUUCAAUGCGGAAAAGGCCAAAUUAAAGGGUAUGAACGAGCACAUAGCGAAAAUACCGUAUUCUGGGAACAAAAACAUUAUUCCUCAAAAAGUGUUCGAGACUGCCAAUGUCGCAAGAAUAUUUAACGAGGACGAAAUUAUGCGAUUUGCCGCUCAUACUUUAACGUCUAAAUCGUUGGUAUUGGUAACAAUAAAAUUUAUUGACGCCGAACAAUUAGAAGUUUGCGUGAAUUGUGAAAAAAUGGUUAUAGGAUCAAUUUUGUUGAAUGAAUUUAAGAGUAAUUUGAAAUAAAACGGAUAUAUGCUAUUUAUAGGUAUCAAAUUACAGACAUUUUAUAUAUUUAGGCAAUUUUAAUACUCCUCCCUUUGUUAAGUAAAGAUAAAUUUUUCAAAUAUUCCAUUUAAUUUCUAGAUUUAUAUGUAUGUACAAAUAUAUAUAUAUGUAUUUAUCCAGAUAUACGUACAUGUAUAAAUAUGCCUCUACAAGUAUAAUAUAUAAUUAUAUAAAUAUAUAAACAUCCUGUUACGCGCCAAUGUGAUGGUUUUUAUAAUAAAUUCUAAUUACUUUUUGUCA